AUAAUUUUUAUAUUUUAAUAAUAUAAAAAUAAUAUAUUUAUGAAGUAAAUCGCGUUUCAACCGCUUCCAACAUUGAACAUCACCGUCCCGGUUUCAAGAAACAUUGAUUCCGCUUAUGGGCUUUCGCGCAGGUGCUCUUGAAAUUUCGCAGGUCUGCAAGACUCUAACUAUUUAGAUUGAAAACCCCGCCUUCGCGAACGUUAAGCUGUGACUAUGGCCAUUAAUCUUAGCAAGCUCGCCCUUCGUCGCUCCUUCGCUCCAAUUCCUCGUCUCAUUUCCACUGCUCCUGACCGUUAUCAUUUCUCUGUAUGCUCGAUCGACGAAGCACCAUCUUUGGGAAGCUCCACUAGGACUGAGGAUGGUGCAAACAUAAAUCACCAAGAAUUUCAGAAAUGGCAUAAUGGAGGUGGGAUGUUCCACAAGACUGCUUGCAUUGAAUCCACGACACUCAUUGAAAUUGGUGCAGUAGUUCAUUCAGAAUGUGUUGUUGCUGCAAAUGUUCAUAUUGGAUCAGGAACUAUUGUUGGACCUGCUGUGAAAAUUGGUGAAUCAACAAAAAUAGAGUACAAUGUUUCAGUCACUAAUUGUACAAUAGGUGAUGCUUGUUUUAUUCACAAUGGAGUCUGCAUAGGUCAAGAUGGAUUUGGGUUCUUCGUGGAUGAGCAUGGGAACAUGAUGAAAAAGGCUCAAAUGCUAAGUGCAAGGAUAGGGAAUCACGUGGAGAUAGGUGCAAAUACAUGCAUAGACAGAGGCAGCUGGAGAGAUACAGUAAUAGGGGAUCACUCAAAAAUAGAUAAUUUAGUUCAGAUAGGUCACAACGUAGUAAUCGGAAAGAAUUGCAUCCUUUGUGGGCAAGUUGGCAUUGCAGGUUCAGUGACGAUGGGUGACUAUGUGACUUUAGCAGGAAGAGUAGCAGUUCGUGACCAUGUAUCAAUUGUAUCAAAGGACGUUGGUAUAUCUCCAUCAAGACCAAUGUGAGCAAGUACAAAGAGUUUUUGGUAAAUCCAGUACAGAGUGAACUCCAACAAGUGAUGAUUGGUGUUUUGAAAUAAACAGUUUCCUGUGAUGAUGGAUAUAAAAUGCCAUGGAUGAUGAGAUACAUGUUUGAGCUUGCUGGACUGUUGGUUUAUAUGGCUUGCAGAGCAUUGACAGGAUGGCUAAGGCUGUAUCUUUGUUUAGGGUGCAUAUGGACUUAAUAAUUGUGUGUGAACUAUUAGAUAAUAGACCCUAGAUUAGUACUGGACCUCUUUAUUAUUUCGUUGAUAUAAAAUAUUAUACUGGAUGGGAGUUUGCAGGUCAGGCUUGCAGCUAAUAGUGUUGUCACCAAGGACAUCAAAGAGCCUGGGGACUAUGGUGGCUUCCCUGCUGUAAGAACUGUAAAAACUUUUGUCUCCAUAUAAGAUAUUUAUGUGUAGCCUGAGUUGAUAGUA
This is a messenger RNA of Vitis vinifera (wine grape), 1430 nucleotides long. Its product is annotated as probable UDP-3-O-acylglucosamine N-acyltransferase 2, mitochondrial. The transcript has 9 exons. The coding region runs from base 214 to 978 and encodes 254 amino acids. The record is from RefSeq and is a predicted model, not a curated record. Gene Ontology annotation, biological process: lipid A biosynthetic process. Lineage: Eukaryota; Viridiplantae; Streptophyta; Magnoliopsida; Vitales; Vitaceae.